Mesocestoides corti is the source of this 567-nucleotide messenger RNA. The record is from the annotation of a GenBank genome assembly. Lineage: Eukaryota; Metazoa; Platyhelminthes; Cestoda; Cyclophyllidea; Mesocestoididae.
AUUAAUUUGAGAGAUAUUACGAAGGCGAGGUGCUCAUUCACUCUAAUGAUGGCUGUGCCUUUGUGUUACAUGCAUUUAAGUCAACAAUUCGAUGGCGUGAUUUGUUUCGGAAUCAAAAAGUCAACUGUCAACAACGACAUGGGCUAUCUCGAUUUUUUUUGGAAAACCUUAGAACUACAAAGUAAUAUCUCCUGGGGCGCACUCGGUAUCUUCAACUUUCUAAAAUCUUUGCAAUGUAUUCGCCGUAAUUCCGCACUCAUUAUCUGUAUAUUUCCCCGAUGUCAAAUCAGUGUAUUUUGUUUUCUAUCUAGUUAUCCGUUUGACGACCUGACUAAUGAAUUUUCUGGUAGCCGUUGCCCAGCGUGGUGUGAUCGAAUUUUUCUAUCAAAGAGUGCUAUGGCUUUGCUUCCUAUAGAAACAAGUGAAUACAACUCGAUUCGCUGCGAAGUAUCUACAGGUGACCACAAGGUAGUAUGUGGAUUUGUGUGUACUGGAAUGCAACCGAACCAAUUGUUUGUAGUGGUGGUAACGCAAGUUAUGAGUUGCCUUUGCCAGAGUCCGUGGUAG